Molecule: messenger RNA, 1362 nt
Organism: Polypterus senegalus (gray bichir)
Lineage: Eukaryota; Metazoa; Chordata; Cladistia; Polypteriformes; Polypteridae
Product: small VCP interacting protein
Exons: 4
Coding region: 268-513 (81 amino acids)
Biological process (GO): negative regulation of VCP-NPL4-UFD1 AAA ATPase complex assembly; negative regulation of retrograde protein transport, ER to cytosol; positive regulation of autophagy
Cellular component (GO): endoplasmic reticulum membrane
Source: RefSeq, a predicted model, not a curated record
GGUCUUUAACCGGUGACAGCACUUCCGUUUGAGAUACAGUUUAAUGUUUUAAAUAUGUUUUAGGUGCUGGUGCUGCCUUACUUAUUGUUGUUGUCGCCCCCCUCUUCUCCGUCCGAGCACGCCUCUUGUAGUCAAGCACACACGUGCAUGCGCACAGCUUUCGACGCGUCCCAACUCCAGCCAGCUGACCGUGCGAACAGAGUCGAUCUCGGAGAGUUAGGGGUUGUGGGGUCGCAGUCGGGCUGAGCUGACAGGGCGUAAUCUGGAAUGGGGAUGUGUUUACCGUGUCUGAAUGGAGCGCACGAAGAUGUGGUUGAAACGCCUGACCCGGAAACGAGAAGAAAGCAACUUGCUGAAGCUGCGGAAAAGAGACAGAAAGAGGCAACAAACAGAGGCAUUAAGGACCCAGAGGCCCUUGAACGAAAAAAGAAAAAACUAGAAGAGAUGGAGAAGCAGGCCAAGAUAUCUGAGGUCUCAGGACAAGGUGGAGGACUUAAGUGGCAAGUUGGAUAGUUUACAUUAUUGACCAAAAGAUGAAGGACAAUUCAUAUGGGUUUUGCCAGCUUGGACAUCUGUCCUGUUGAGGAAUUGAUCCUAUUAUUGCUGUGCAGCUUACUGGUUUUGUGUGCAUAGGAUGACCCAGUCUAGUGCCAUUAUUAGUGCUGCCAAGAUACAUGUGUGAAGAAUGCCGGCCAACAUACAAGUCCUAAGGGGAUAUCAUCGUGCAUCUCCAGGUUCUUGAUGAGCUUGACUUUUGAUACUUAUCAAGCUAUUUGAUCACGUGUUGUUCUGCAUAUCCAGCCACCAAAGAACCACAUGUAAACUCUUUUAAAAUAUUUUGACUCAAACUUUUCAUAGUUUAUUUUCAGUUUCAGUUUACCAGCACAAUUUUUAUUUAAUGGUAUAAAACUAAUUAUUUUGUUUUUUAUUUUGAUUGUGGUCCACUACUUAAUUUUAUUCUAUAGCUCAUUCUAAUCCACAAAAAUUGCUUAUUUAUACUGGUUUAUAUGCUGGUGCAGAUGUACCUCUGGAACCACACUGUGCUGCUGGCAUUCACUUCUUUAUAGCAUUUACCAGUAUGCAAGUCAGGUGACACAGUCUUACUAUUUGGUGAAGGAUUUUUUGUGACUACUAUAAUGCAAAGGUUAAUUUAAUCUGCCUUUACUGUGUGUCCAUUAUUCUUAACUAAUGUGAUCUUUUUCUUUAUUUAUAAAUGGAUUUAUUUAAUUUCAUAUUAGGAGGCUAUUAGCAUGCUUUUCUAAGAGAUAUAGUGUCCAGUGCAUUAAUUUAUUUUAUGACUACUUAUUGCUAAAUGGUUUGAUUAUUCUAUAAAUACUGAAAUAAAAUCACUAUUGAAGAUAA